Molecule: messenger RNA, 1558 nt
Organism: Bombus pyrosoma
Lineage: Eukaryota; Metazoa; Arthropoda; Insecta; Hymenoptera; Apidae
Gene: rswl
Product: mitochondrial ribonuclease P protein 1 homolog
Exons: 3
Coding region: 196-1512 (438 amino acids)
Biological process (GO): positive regulation of mitochondrial translation; mitochondrial tRNA 5'-end processing
Cellular component (GO): nucleus; nucleoplasm; mitochondrion
Molecular function (GO): tRNA binding
Source: RefSeq, a predicted model, not a curated record
UAUAAAAUACUACUUCCUCUCUGCUAUUACUAAUAUUGUCUAUUUAUAUUAAGUUGAUAUCCUAGCACGAUUGUAUCAGAUCGUAUCACGAUUGUGGUCGUAUACUUAGGCCUGGCAAUUCCCGUCGUGAUAGGCUGUUAAUAUCAUAAGAUAUGUUUAUUACGUCGCUACGAUCGCUGGAUACGUGAAACAAAUAUGUGUUUAUAUAUCUACAGUAAGCAUAUAUGUAUGACAUACAUUUCCGUAGUACGUACAGCGCGUUUUACACAUAGUAAUAAUUCAGUUAUACAAUUUUCAAAAAUGUGUAAUCGAUUCUCUUCAAAGUUUAUUACUAUCGCAACUAAAUUUUAUUCCACCGUUUUUAUUCAACCAACUCAUAAAUUUACGGUCUUGCAACCUAAGUAUCCUGUACAAACGCAUAUAUUAACAACACGAUGUUAUAGUACGCAAAACCUAUCUGAAGAAGUAAGUGAACAUUAUAGGAAAUUGCAUGAAGAAGAAUUAAACUCUCUCCUAAAAGAUCCGAAAUACAAAGCUAUGUAUGAUAAAUACAAUUUAGAAAUACAGUACACAAAAUAUGAUACAGAGAAAGUACCUAAAAAAUUAACCGCAUAUAAUUGGUUACAUUUACUACAAACAAAAUCAAAAAGCGAAAGAAGGUCAUAUAUACAAUUUCUUUGGAAAUUGGAUAUGAAAAACAAACACGAAAAGGAGAAAAAAUUAUUAAAGAAGAAAGAAAAGGCAGAAAAUUAUGUUGAAGAUGAUACAUAUGGAUUAAGUAAAUGUACAAUGUUUCACAGAAUACGUACACAAACAAUAAGUGAUUUUUAUAAUGGCAGAUUGAUAAGUGCUAUGUUACAUGAACCAGUACUAAUAUUUGACGUUGGAUUUGAAGAAUAUAUGUCACCACAUGAGAGGGCGAAUUGUGCAAAACAACUAUCAUAUUCAUUCGCAAUGAAUCGACUACACAAUAGUCCCUUUAAUCUAUAUUUCUGUAAUGCUAACAAGAAUGGUAUUAUUAUGAACUUAUUACAUAAAAUAAUACCAUCUUUGUACAAUCCAGAAUUUCCAUUAAAUAUCACAUCAAAAUGCUAUUUAGAAACAUUUGAUAGAAAUAAAUUAGUAUAUCUUACCCCUCAUACUGACACAGUUUUAAGAAAGUAUGAUGCUAAUUUAAUAUAUAUAAUUGGUGCAAUGGUAGAUAAGAAAUAUCCUCAACCAGUUUCAUAUCAAAAAGCUAAGCAACAAGGUAUUAAAAUGAUGAAGUUGCCUUUAAGUGAAAGAUUAAAAUGGGGUUCAGGAUCUUCAAAAAAUCUUCCUAUCAACCAAGUUCUUUCUAUCAUGUUAGAUUUGAAACAUACUAAGAAUUGGGAUGUGGCAAUGAAAAAUAUACCUAAACGAAAAUUACAACAAGCAAGGAUACAGUUACAGGGAAGAAGAUUGUUAAAAAAUGCAAAAAUAUUAGAAUACUUAUAUAGAAAUAGAACUUCAAACUUAACAAAUAAAAAGUAACGUUUCUUACACAUUUGAAAUCAAAUAAAGUUAUAAAUAUAAAUUA